This is a messenger RNA of Phoenix dactylifera (date palm), 1549 nucleotides long. Its product is annotated as large ribosomal subunit protein uL4. NCBI's taxonomy places the organism in Eukaryota, Viridiplantae, Streptophyta, Magnoliopsida, Arecales, Arecaceae. The record is from RefSeq and is a predicted model, not a curated record. Gene Ontology annotation, molecular function: structural constituent of ribosome. Gene Ontology annotation, cellular component: ribosome. Gene Ontology annotation, biological process: translation.
CCACUUCCUCGCCUGUCCCCCAUUCCAAAACCCUAGCCUCCCAACCCUAAGGUCCCCUUCCCUUCCCCCUCCCCACGGCCGCCAUGACCUCCGCCGUCGCCGCUGCUCGUCCUCUCGUCACCGUCCAGCCCCUCGAGGGCGACAUGGCCACCGACGGAUCCAACUCCGUCUCCCUCCCCGACGUCCUCAAGGCCUCGAUCCGUCCUGACAUCGUCCGCUUCGUUCACGCCAACCUCUCCAAGAACCGCCGCCAGCCCUACGCCGUCUCCAAGCGCGCCGGCCAUCAGACCUCCGCCGAGUCCUGGGGCACCGGCCGCGCCGUGUCGCGUAUCCCCCGCGUCCCUGGUGGCGGCACCCAUCGCGCCGGCCAGGGAGCCUUCGGCAACAUGGUUCGUGGCGGGCGCAUGUUCGCACCCACCAAGAUCUGGCGCCGCUGGCACCGCCGCGUCAACGUCAACCAGCGCCGUUUCGCCGUCGUCUCCGCCCUCGCCGCUUCCGCUGUCCCCUCCCUCGUCAUGGCCCGUGGCCACCGCAUUGAGUCCGUCCCCGAGCUCCCGCUCGUCAUCUCUGACUCCAUCGAGGCCGUCGAGAAGACCUCCUCCGCCAUCAGGAUCCUCAAGCAGAUUGGCGCCUUCCCCGACGCCGAGAAGGCAAAAGACUCCCACCAGAUUCGCCCCGGCAAGGGUAAGAUGCGUAACCGCCGCUAUAUCUCCCGCAAGGGCCCCCUCAUCGUGUACGGCACCGAGGGGUCUAAGCUUGUCAAGGCCUUUCGCAACAUCCCCGGCGUCGACGUCGCCAACGUCGAGCGCCUCAACCUCCUGAAGCUCGCCCCCGGAGGGCACCUCGGAAGGUUCGUCAUCUGGACCAAGUCUGCCUUCGAGAAGCUUGACUCGGUGUUCGGGACCUUUGAGAAACCCUCCGAGAAGAAGAAUGGCUACGUCCUGCCCAGGCCCAAGAUGACUAAUGCCGAUCUGGGCAGGAUCAUCAACUCCGACGAAGUACAGUCGGUGGUGAGGCCUAUCAAUAAGGAGGUGAAGCGCCGCUCACUAAAGAAGAACCCGCUGAGAAAUCUGAACACUCUUCUGAAGCUGAAUCCUUAUGCCAAGACUGCCAGGAGGAUGUCUCUUCUUGCUGAGGCACAGCGUGUCAAGGCCAAGAAGGAGAAGCUUGACAAAAAGAGGACCCAGCUCCCUAAGGAAGAAGCUGCUAAAAUCAAGGCUGCUGGGAGGGCCUGGUACAAGACGAUGAUCUCAGACAGUGACUAUACUGAAUUUGAGAACUUCUCUAAGUGGCUAGGUGUUACUCAGUGAGCAGUGCUAGUCGUCGUUAGUUUUUUAUUUUUAGUACAACCUUGUUGGAAUUUUCCAUCGGAUAUUGUUUUUUGUUUUAAUUUGUGUUCUGCGUUUGAGAAAAGGUCGUUUGCUAAGAAGUAAGAACUCUAUUAAGACUUGUGGGGAUGCCUUGUGACCUUACCCUAUUUUGUUUGCUUGACAGGAAAGUUAGGGUUCAUGAAUUUAAUUGAAUGUAUGGCUUAUUGGUACUUUCUUAA